AUGAGCGAACGGCAAAUGCCCAGUAUAUUCAGCGAUUGUGAUGAGCUGAAGCAGGUGUACGACAAGUGCUUCACGGACUUUUUUCAAAAAUUCAUCAUGCCCAAUUUUCGACAUCAAUACGCGAUCAACCCAUGCGAGAGACUACACGAGGCUUACAGUGAAUGUGUUAAAGAGCGCCUUGACAAAUCGAAACUAUACGACAUUGAUCUGGACGAGCUGCGUAAAGAAGUGUUAGGAACGGCCGAGGAGAAGUUGAAGCCUGAUGAGCCAAAAAAG
Mesorhabditis spiculigera is the source of this 276-nucleotide messenger RNA. The record is from the annotation of a GenBank genome assembly. NCBI's taxonomy places the organism in Eukaryota, Metazoa, Nematoda, Chromadorea, Rhabditida, Rhabditidae.